Messenger RNA from Tetrahymena thermophila SB210, 165 nucleotides. RefSeq lists its product as hypothetical. The record is from RefSeq and is a predicted model, not a curated record. Lineage: Eukaryota; Ciliophora; Oligohymenophorea; Hymenostomatida; Tetrahymenidae. The transcript is spliced from 2 exons.
AUGAACAUUCAGAAAGAUAUCAAUAUAUGUUUUGAAAAAUUGAAAGAGCUGCAAGAAAGUGAUGAAUUGAUUGAUGCUCUAAAUUAAUUGUAAAUUUAAAAUAAGAUAUUCUAUUAGUUAGUUAGAAGGAAAAAUGAAGAAAAAAUAUCAAAUAAUAAGAAAUGA